AUGGUCGCCACAAGGCGCCGUAAGCCAAAUCUGCCUACACAGACCGAAAAAACGCCAGAAGAUGGUCCUGAGGAAGAACUGAAAACCAACGACGACACGAAGGAUGGGAAAGAGAACGUUGGUGACCUGCCGGAUAAAUCGGCAGAGAACGACACAGCCGUAGAGACCUCAGCGCCUCCAGAAGCUGUUCGGAAACGAGGCAAGAAGCAGUCUGCGCCCGAGGCUUCUGAGGAUGCUGCAGCUAAACGUGCAAAAUCGCCUGCUGCUCAGUCGGAAAAUUCGUCGAAACCAGGUCGCGCGAAGAAGACCGUAAAGCAUAAGAAGGCCAUUGGUGCCGGUGAUUCCGGAGCGACUCCCCCAAAGAGGCUGAAAGUCAUUGAUGAGGCAAUGGAAACCCCUGUGCCUUUUGACAACUCCUCUGAUUCUGAGACCGAGCAAGUAGCCGGCUCUUCAAAGCAAGUUCCCGCAAAGAAGCGCCCGGAACGCCGUGAUGUCGAGAUGGUGCCGUUUGAGAAUACGCCCGAGCCGGAGGAACAAAAGAAGGAGACGAAGCCGAAAACUAGCCCCAUCAAAAAGAGGCCGCAGCGCCGAUCUACGUUGCAGCCGAAGAGCUACGCACAGAAAAACGACGACUCGUCAUUUUCCGAUUUAUCAUCCGAAGAGAGCGUUUUCGAUACGUCCGCCGAGGAAGUUAUUGGCAAGAAAGGAAAGCGUGUCAAGAAACAUCAGUCCAGCUCUGAAGACGACGACGAAGAAGAAGUCGAUGAACCAGAUGCAACCCCGCCGCCGAAGCCUAAAAAGAAGCAGCGUCCCCAAGGCGUUGUGCGAUACAGGACCGGUGCUGCUGUCGAAGUGAAGCAGCCUAGGGCUAGCUCAUCCGUCCCAUCUUCUCGGCCCAUCACACCAGCUAGUGGAAACUCGAGCUCUAAUCCAUUGGACGCCGGUGACCCUUCCACUAGUUCGGCGAAAGGGGUGGGCCGUACCAUUGGACUUGACGUCAAGGCGGAGCAGGUCCGCGAAAAGCAAUGGGUGCUUGAUUGCUUCAGACUUUUCAAAGUUCUCGCCCGAGAUCGCAACGACGAGAUGUCAAUUGAUGAAGCCGCCGAAUUGGUCUAUGUGCUGAAGAAGCACGGCAGUAUCUAUACCUGGGGACGUAUCGCCACCGGUUUGCAGCGCAACAAACAUUACUUGGAUGCAGAGCGGGUCGCACAAAAAGAAGCUCCUGUGGCCGAACCCGAUUACAAAUCUUCCAGCGAGGAUGAAUGGGAAGAGAUGGAGGAGCUAGACGAGCCAAGCAAGAAGCCCGCUCCUAAAAAAGUCGAAAUUCAUUUUGAAAAGCGCAAAGCCGAAAUCAAUUGGGAGGUGAAAUGGCUUCGUCAGGAGGUGAACAAGCACGUGCGGGCCAAGUACGAGAAUGCGCAUCGCAUCCACCUGUUGGCCUGGAUCGGUUUUCUACGUCGGAACGUGAAGCAGGUGCUGCACGAGCAGCUCGUCCCGUCGCUAGCCCUGACCAAUAUUCCUUCAAGCUACUCGAAUGGUGGGGACGAGCCGAUCACAGAUGAACUCGCCAGGAAAUUUGCCAAAUGGAUCCAUCAGAAUUUCAAGGUCGUUGACGAGAUCAAGGCUUCAAAGGAGGAAUGGGACUGUCGCUGGGACGAGACGGCGCGUGCUGCUACCUCGAUCCGCGACCGUUGUUUCGAUUCGGAUUUGCAACGCGCCCUCGCCUAUUUUGUGCUCUUCCGCGCUGUAAACCUCGAAACUAGGCUCGUCGCCAAUUGCGAUGUCGUUUCGCGCAAGAAAGAUGACGGCGGCAAGAAGCAGCCCGCGGAGAAGAAAAAGAAAAAGAAAGCGCCGUCCAUCGAUGUUUUUUGCGAUUUUUGGAUUGAAUAUUGGUCCAAGGGCUUCAAGAAGUGGAUGUGUGUUAAUCCUAUCACUGGAGAAGUGGACAAUCCAACCGAAUUCGAGGCCAAGUUCUCGCAGCCUGUCCAUGCCAGGAACUACGUUUUCGGAUGUUCAAACAAUGGCCAAGUUCGUGAUGUCGGCGCCAGAUAUCUCGCCGCGUUUGGAACACCGAAUUAUCGGCGCGCGCGGACGGAUCAGGAAUGGCUUGAUCGUGUCUUCAGGGCCAAGGUCAUUCGAGCGGAUCGCACCAAGGCCGAGCUCGAGGAGAUGUACUUUAUGAAGACGUUGGCUGGCCGACCACUUCCCAAAUCCAUCGCCGAAUACAAGGAUCACCCACUAUACGUGCUCGAGAAGGAUCUGCUGAAAUUCGAGGCCAUCUACCCACCGCCGGAUGUUCAGAAACCGAUCGGCCAAGUGCGCGGCCUGAACGUCUACCCACGAUCCACAGUCUUUCACCUUCAAGGCGACCUGAACUGGAUUAAACUUGCCCGGUCGAUCAAGGAAGGUGAAAAACCGUACAAAAUCGUCAAGGCUCGGCCAAACUCCAAGACGGAACCGUACAAAGUGCCCGUGGUGGUGGAUGGCCGUAUCCCGCGAAACCAGUACGACAACAUCUACGUCUACCGCGAGUCGAUGAUUCCCGAUGGUUGCGUACACCUGAAUCUGCCGGGCAUUGUACAAAUUUGUCGCAAAGCGCAGAAAGAGCACGUGGCUGCCGUUGUUGGCUGGGAUUUCCAUGGCGGUUCGAAUCAUCCAAUUAUCGAAGGUGCCGUCGUGUUGGAGAAGGAUGCCGACAAGCUCGUCUUUGAGUGGGAGGCCAUGGAACAGAGGCGCCGCGAACGUGAAGACAAGCGCCGUCGCGAUCGCGUCCGCGCCAACUGGCACAAGCUCGUCUUUGGCAUUUUGCGCCUCCGUAAGCUGGAGCGGAAAUUUGGCAGGAAUCAGGGCUCCAAUGAAUCGAAGCAAAAGGCCGAGACCAAGGAUGAACUGGCCGAUGAAGAAGUUGAGGCCGAGAAUGCCGCCGCCUGGCCAGCCGCUAAAUUCACGCUCCGU
This is a messenger RNA of Mesorhabditis spiculigera, 2955 nucleotides long. The record is from the annotation of a GenBank genome assembly. Lineage: Eukaryota; Metazoa; Nematoda; Chromadorea; Rhabditida; Rhabditidae.